Neltuma alba is the source of this 1077-nucleotide messenger RNA. RefSeq names its product auxin-binding protein T85. Lineage: Eukaryota; Viridiplantae; Streptophyta; Magnoliopsida; Fabales; Fabaceae. The record is from RefSeq and is a predicted model, not a curated record. Gene Ontology annotation, biological process: positive regulation of cell division; cytokinesis by cell plate formation; positive regulation of cell size. The coding region runs from base 25 to 591 and encodes 188 amino acids. The transcript is spliced from 5 exons. Gene Ontology annotation, molecular function: auxin binding.
GCGGUCCCCAGAAUUUGUUGGAAGAUGGCUGGGUGCUCUCUCGCCUUCCUCGUCAGCUUCUUCGCUUUUUCUGCAGUCGCUCUUGCCUCCCAUUGCUCUAUCACAGGGUUACCACUUGUAAGAAAUAUCAGUGAGAUUCCUGAGGAUAACUAUGGAAGGGCGGGUCUUUCUCACAUAACUAUUGCAGGUUCAGUCAUGCAUGGAAUGAGAGAGGUUGAGGUGUGGCUUCAAACAUUUUCACCAGGAUCACGCACUCCAAUUCACAGGCAUUCCUGUGAAGAAGUUUUCAUUGUCCUUAAAGGGAGUGGCACUCUCUAUCUUGCAACAAAUUCUUACGAAAGAUACCCAGGGAAGCCACAGGAGCACUUUGUCUUUCCAAAUAGCACGUUUCAUAUUCCAGUUAAUGAUGCUCAUCAGUUAUGGAAUACCAAUGAUCAUGAAGAUUUACAAGUGCUUGUUAUCAUAUCAAGACCGCCAAUUAAAGUGUUUAUCUAUGAGGACUGGUUCAUGCCUCAUACUGCAGCAAGAUUGAAAUUUCCUUACUACUGGGAUGAGCAAUGUUUUCAAGCGCCUCCAAAAGAUGAAUUAUGAUUGAAUCAUGCUUGAUUGCCUUGUGGCAUGCAACUGGAAAGAUCAAAAUUAGGACGAGUUUUCCUUUCAAUGUAUUGUUAUGUGAUACCUUUUGAGUGAACUAAGCUGGUAAAAAAUGGACAUCUUAAUGAUGUGUCAUAUCUGUAUCGCACGGAAACCUGAUUGUUGAGCCAGUCAGGAAUAUUUACCAGAAUUGGAUUCGAGGGAAAGGGAUGGUGAUGGCAUCUUCUUGACAAAUAACAAUGUACUACCUACGAGGUCUUAUAUUUAGAAUUAGAGAUAGUAUCAUACUAUAAAAAAUGACUGUCAACAUGCAUGAUAAUGAUCAUAUAUGUGGACAUGUUGGGCCUUUGAGGCAGUGAUCCCUUGUACACAAGAUUGGCUCCUCUGAUUAUCUAGUUUUAUUUUAACGGGGUUUAAACGUUGGUCUAUACAAUUCUUAUUAUUUAUCAACUAAAGCGUGGUGCAAUCUAUGUUUAUGGAUCA